This is a messenger RNA of Lacerta agilis (Sand lizard), 1386 nucleotides long. RefSeq names its product WD repeat-containing protein 18-like. Gene Ontology annotation, biological process: DNA-templated DNA replication; rRNA processing. NCBI's taxonomy places the organism in Eukaryota, Metazoa, Chordata, Lepidosauria, Squamata, Lacertidae. Gene Ontology annotation, cellular component: nuclear pre-replicative complex. Gene Ontology annotation, molecular function: protein binding. The record is from RefSeq and is a predicted model, not a curated record. The transcript has 10 exons. The coding region runs from base 40 to 1356 and encodes 438 amino acids.
GACGCGCAUGCGCACAGGGAGGAGGCGUGACGGCCCAAGAUGGCGGCUGCCGGCGGACCCGUGGAGGUGGCGCUGGUGUCGGCGGCUGAGGCGGCCUCGUCGUCCGGAGGCGGCUGUUCAGUGUGGGAAGUGGGCUCCGGGGCGUCGGUGGCCGGCUACCGCGGGUUUAGCUGCGCGGCUCGCGGGAUGGCGCUGCUGGGCGGGGAGCACCUGCUCGGGGCACAACUGGGCAAGGCCUGUGUGGGCGCCUGGGAGCUCCAGAGGAAGGAUCAGCUCCAGCAGAAGAUAAUCUGCCCAGGCUUGGUGUCUUGCUUGGCUGCAGCUCCCAACGGUCUCUACAUCUUGGCAGGUAUCGCCGAAAGCAUCUACCUCUGGGAGGUGUCUAGCGGGAACCUGCUUGCCAUUCUGAACCGACACUACCAGGAUCUUUCCUGCCUGGCCUUCACAGACGACAGCAGCCACUUCCUCUCUGGAGCGAAGGACAGCCUCGUGAUAGUGUGGAACCUGUACAGCGUGCUGCAGGCCGAGAACGCCCAGAGCCCAGAGCCCCGCCAUGUGUGGUCGAGACACAGCCUCCCCAUCACGGACCUCUGCUGCGGCAUGGGCGGCCCCAUGGCCCGUGCCGCCACGGCCUCCCUAGAUCAGACGGCGAAGCUUUGGGAGAUCUCCUCUGGCGACCUCCUCCUCUCUGUCGUCUUCGACGUGGGCGUCCUGUCGGUGACCCUCGACCUCACGGAAUACCACAUGUUCUGUGGUGGCAUGGACGGCUCCAUCUUCCAAGUCGACCUCUGCGCCUGGCCCGUGCAAAGGGAGAGGGGCUUCCAGACAGAAAGGGAUUCUGCCAAGAUCUUCAAAGGGCAUCGGAACCAGGUGACGUGUCUCUCCGUCUCCACCGACGGAAGCCUGCUCCUGUCCGGCUCGCAUGACGAAACCGUCCGGCUGUGGGACAUCCAGAGCAAGCAGUGUCUACGCACGGUGAAUUACAAAGGUCCAGUCACCAACGCCUUCAUCACCCUGGCUCCAGCCAACAUGCUAAACCCGGAGAGCAAGCCCCGGGUCCCCCUGCCCAAGUUCAGCCGCCACCUCUACACCAUGGAGAACGCAGGGAGCCCUGCCAGCGAGGGAAUGAUGCUGUGUCUCGGGAUGCAUCAGAAGGGAUCCGGAGAGAGCAACUUGGAGAAGAAAGAGCGGCUGUACUCGCAGAUGUGUGCGACAAGAGAAAAGAAUUUGAUGGGCGACCAGGAGCAGCUGAAGAUCCAAGUGACUCAACUGGAGGAAGAGGUGGGCACCUUACGCAAGAUCAACAAAGGCCUCUUCGACUUCUCCAGCCGCCUCAUCAUGAAGCAGGGCAAAUAGCAAGGGGGACGGAUGGACCUGCUCUCCUCC